Molecule: messenger RNA, 628 nt
Organism: Paramecium sonneborni
Lineage: Eukaryota; Ciliophora; Oligohymenophorea; Peniculida; Parameciidae
Source: the annotation of a GenBank genome assembly
AUGUUUUUUAGAAGAUGGCCUUCAAUAAAUAAAUUCACAUAGUUAUGUAAAUUUAUAUAAAAUACAUUAGUUGUUCUGAUAUUAGCAUUUAUUUUAAAUGUCAUAUUGUAUAAUUAUUGUUCUUCAGAUUUUUUAUAUUAACUAAGCUAUUCUCUAAUCCUUUAUCCCUAAAUUAUCCAUAACAUUAGAUUAAAUAGCAAAGAGAAUUUUAAUUUUGUAUAUCUUUUUGGUUAUUUGUCUCCAGGAUUGAUGUUUUAAGUAUUACUUUAGUUUUAAAUAGAUUUAUUUAAAAUGUUAUCCAACUAAUAUUUAUGAUGUGUAACCUGAUUUUUUAUUUGUUACUUUAUAUGACUGUAUUUAUUUCAUAUCUGUAAUUUUACUUUAUUUAUAACAUAAAUUUGGAUCUAGAUGUCUAAUACCUAAUUGGUUAUUAAAAAAUAAUGAUGAAAUUUGUGUUAUUUGUUUAGAUGUUAUGGGAAAAAUUGAUUGGGAAAAUUAAAUUUAGUUAUUACCAAUCAUUAAGACAACUUGCAAUCAUAAAUUUCAUUAAGUGUGUCUAUAAUCAUGGUUAUUGGUUAAAUAAUUGUGUCCAUUAUGUAGAGCACCUUUAAUUGAACUGAAUUUAUGA